This is a messenger RNA of Engraulis encrasicolus (European anchovy), 6932 nucleotides long. RefSeq names its product SEC22 homolog C, vesicle trafficking protein (gene sec22c). The transcript is spliced from 7 exons. Bases 260 to 1171 code for a protein of 303 amino acids. NCBI's taxonomy places the organism in Eukaryota, Metazoa, Chordata, Actinopteri, Clupeiformes, Engraulidae. Gene Ontology annotation, biological process: endoplasmic reticulum to Golgi vesicle-mediated transport. Gene Ontology annotation, cellular component: membrane. The record is from RefSeq and is a predicted model, not a curated record.
AAAAGGGAAGACGGAUUUGUCUUUCCCAUGAUGCCGUGCAAAAACUACAAGAGAGGGUCGGUGUCAACAUACAACACUGAACCACAUUCAACUGUCAAAAUCUUACAAAUAAUCAGAGCGUACAUACUCAAGAAAUCUUCAGAUGAUUUCGCAAUGGUGAAACUAGUUCAAGCUAACAUAUUUAGACUACACAUUUCCCCGAGGCUUGAAGUUUCAGAGAUACAAUGGAUCUAAACGAGAGGCUCCCCUUGGUGCUACCAUGGCGUUGAUCCUCUUCUCGUUUGUGGUGCGGGUUCGAGACGGGUUGCCCCUCUCUGCCUCCACUGACUUCCAGCACAGCGCAGAGCUCCAACAGCGGAAACAACAACUCAGGCUCCUCUCAAAACAGCUGCACAGAUAUCCAGAGAGGGGCACACUCCAUGGAGAGGAACUGCACAUCUAUUUCCUGUCGAGUGGGGGCGUGGGCUACAUGGCCGUGUGUUCCUGUGAGCUUCCUGUGGCGUUAGCUUUCUGCUUCCUGCAAGACGUGCGUUGGGAGUUCUCCACCCGCUACCCCGACGCUACUGUUGCCAUAGCAACCAGGCCAUACCCCUUCCUGGAGUUCGACAGCAGCAUCCAGAAGUUGAAACAGCACUACAAUAAGAGCGGGUGUCCCUCUAUGGGGGUGACACUUGCGGAGGUGACGGAUGAGCUACGCAGCAGUCCCCCACACACCAUCACCCUCGACGACCUACAGUCUAGCAACGGGGCAGCCAAUGGCCAUGCAGAACAAGCAGCCGCCACCGGUCCUAGUCAACGUUUGGAGCCAGUGUCCGCUCCUGGUAUUCUCUCCCUGGUCCUCAACAUCAUGUGUGCAGCCCUCAACCUCAUAAGGGGAGUACACCUUAUGGAGUACACAUUACAGGAUGACUAUGAUGGCAUUUGGAAUGUAGUGGCCUUCCUGGUGGCCUUCCUCUGCUGCGUAUGCCAGUGCCAGCUCUACCUGUUCCACUGCUGUUAUAGGAGGCUAAAGGCGUCCGUGCUUCUCUGCAUUGUCGUCAUCUGCAACCUCUUCCUUUUUGGCCUUCGCAACCAAUGGCAACUCAGCUUCCAUGUGGGCGUGGCCAUUCUGUCCACCGCACUCACGGUCACACGCAGACUACAGGACAGGACAAAUGACUGCGGAGUGUAGGAGACGCCACUGUCCCCUUCAGACUGUCACACGAAGACUACCGGACAAAUGACAUGACUGUCCCCCGCAGAAUGGAGGACAUCAAUCUUACCCAUAUAAACUACAGGACAGGACGGAACAAGUGACUGGAGUAAAGAAGACAUUACUGUCACACAAAGACUACAAAUGAAUGUGGGGUAUAAAGGGACAAAUUAAUGAGUAGUAGCCACAAAUUACAGGACAGGACAAGACAAGAGGCAGUGGAGUAUAAGGGGCGCCACUGUCACCUGCAGAUUUCAGGACCGGAAAGGACAAACUGAUGUGUUUUAUAAGAGUCUGUCACUCUUCGACCACAAACUGCAGGACAGGACAAACCUCUUUGAGCUGUACAUUAAGAGCUCUCUCUGGUUAGCAGAUCGCAGGAUAGGACCAGUGGCUGUGGAACAGAUAUCUCUCAUCUGAAAAUGGAAGAUGUGGCCAAAUUGAGUGUGGAGAAGAGACAAAUGGUAUGAUUGAAGAUUGUGAAGACGUGGAAGGAUGGGCAGAUGAGUGGAUGGAGGUUUUCCUGCAUCUCUGGUGUGAAGACUUCACUUGGUUGUACUUUCAGGAUUACUCUGGAUAGGAAAUCAAUGUAAUCAGUGGGAUGGUCUUAAACAGGAGAGAGUGUGUGUGCGUGCAUCUGUGUGUCUGAGAAUAACAUAAAUGGUUUGCCAAAGUAUGGCACACACCUUGCCAAAAUAUCACAAGGAAUCAUCAUGCAGACUGGCAUCAUGUAAAGGCUGUGUAUCUCACGCCAGUGCAUUCUGCAUUGAGGUGCGACGCCAUGGCAAGUUAAGUCGUGGUCCUCAACGCCACGGUAAAGCACUUUUGUAAUGUGACGAGGUUUGCACAGUUUUCCCGUCAUGUCAGCAGAUUUCUGUUGCCAUGGCGAAUUUCUGUUGCUAAACGCAAAAAUGCUCUGCUGUGUGCCCUGACCAAAUCCAUGCCUAACCCUAAUGUGUCAGUAAAGCAAUGUUUCUGCUACUUUUGCUAAGAACAGUGAAAUAAGCAAGGAAUCUGGAAGUUUGUUGCAAAAUUGUGCCCAGACCAAAACCAACGCUAAACCUAACCUGUCUCAGGGCGUUAUGUAGCACGAGUCAACCUGCAAAGGCGUCGUGCACAAAGGUGAUGGACGGUUCAAAUCGGCGUGUUAUCUUUCUUACUUUUAUGAUGCCAUGUUGCAUCAUGAGAUCAGUGGUAAUUAUGCAUGAGCACUGAUGCUGCACUCAUCUGUUCUCUCAUCUGCAUUUCAACAUAUAGCAGAGCUCUCACACACAACUUCCCACGCAAGGUAUGUUAGCAUUUAACACAAACCCUACACCGUGUCAAUGUGGUAUAAUCCUGUAGAAGACCUCUACACACACUUUACACACACACAUUACAGACAUAUUGUCUCUAAUGUGGCACACACACACACACACACACACACACACACACACACACACACACACACACACACACACACACACACACACACACACACACACACACUCUCAGUUGCACAUACAGUAUCUUUCAGAUCACUGACAGACAUGUCAUCUUAAAAAGGAAUGCUCUGUGAGGUAACAGACAUUGUAGUCUUUGAAUAUGAAGCUCUGGUUAAGGUGAAGGUUCUCUGUGGAGGUUCAGAAGCAUUGCGUCCAGUCAGUCUCAUUUUACACUGACGCAUCCGUAAAUCCACUUGGUAACAUGCCAAUAUGUUUAAUACAGUAGGUUUGCAGGGUUUUGGACUGAAAAGACAUAAAUUACCGGGUAGAAGUACUUGAUUUGCACUAGGAUUUUUUUCUUUCCUUCUUUUAAUUUAUUGACUUUUGUUUACUCAAAAUGCAUUUGUUUUGUUGUUCAAGUCUUAAUUUGUGUGAUACUGGUGUGUAAGUAACUACAUACUUUACAUGCAGUGAUGAUGGUAAUUAGGUUAUGUUGGUUGCAUUUUUUUGUAUCAUGGUUUUAGCUAUUUUAGGACACAAGAGGUCCUUAGUUGAUUUUUUAAAUUAUGCUAUUCUGGAAGUUGUCGCAGGUCUUGAGUUUGCAAGAGGUCGUAAUUUGACGUAAAUUAUGUAGCCUAAUUUUGCAAGUUGUCACAGGUCUUAAGUUUGCAAGGGGUCCUAAUUUGACUUAUAUUGUGUAAUUCCACCAAUGUUUGUGGCCGAUAUAAGCUAACGUUUAGAAUAGCUUUUUGCACUUGGUAGUCGUUGUUUACAAAAUCUAGAUAUCAGUCUCUAAUAUAGAGUGUGGUAAAUUUUGUAAUUGUAAUUGAGAAGUCAGAGUUGGUUUCUAAACUGAACAGCUCCAUUAUCUCUGUGUUCAGUACUCUUAUGAUGUCACAACCAUAGACAUCGCAUACGUAGUAAUACUUGUUCAUAUUUGGGGACAAAUUAUGAUACUGACUCAAAAAUAACUUUUCUAAUGGACAGUUUUUUUUAAUAAUGAGAUGUAACUGACAAGGAAGGAGUUGUGAAUGUACUGCUUGAGAAUUAUCAAUCCUGAAUAUAUACUAGAGGGGAUGGGACAUUUCCAGGAGAAUGGUGUAGUGACUUUACAUCACAACAGGGGUGUAAAGAAGAAAUUGACCAAAAGUACUGUUCUGCAUUAAAGACAUGGAGUUGAUUUGAACAAGUUUAAUGUUUAAUAGAAGGAAUGUUGCACUGAAGUUAAUGGAGUCGUGAUUGUGAGGAACUGGCACCCUCAAAAUUCAACAUGAUGUUUAAAGAGAUCACAUUUGAGAACAGAAAAUUGUGCAGGGUAUUUGAAAGCAAAAACUGUGCUAUUGAAUUCAAGGAUAUUUUCUUAUACUAGAUGUUUGUUUGGCAGUUUGUACUUACUUCACAACCAGGCUGCGUUUACGUGCACUGAAGGAAUGCCUUCACGUAUUUUUUCCAUAUUUACCAUUUUAAUGUCAUUGCCAUACUAACUAAAGGGAAGGACGAGUACCGGUACUGUACCACUCACUCAUGUGCCCUGCUGCCUGCAUUGAUCUGAAUACUGCUAUAACACACUCAUACACAGCUUAUCGUGUGGGUGUUUGUAAUAUUAUUAUUAUCAUUAUUAUUAAUCAUAAUAAUAAUUUCUUAGUGUGAGAGUGCUGAGGGGUAAAAUGAUGACCACAAUUUGCAGUGUUACAUCAGCGCUCUCACAUAUUGCUGUAAUGCACACCAUCAUUAUUUCCUAUCCUGCCACAUGUCUCUAAUGUAUACAACAGGUGCAGUCCAUUAUCCAAACUCCCGUCCUUGAUUUGUGCUUGUGGCCUCGCGCUUCACUGACGCUUCGCCUCUGUGGAGAAAAGAAUAAAGUUUCCCUGCUGUCGGCUUAGACACAAAAACUUUUGGAGGACUUUUCCCUUUUCAACAUCCUGAAUGCAAACCUUUGCGGUUUUGCAAAACAUUUCAUUAAACUACUAUCAUCAAGGAGGUCUUUUGACAUCAUCACAAGGCCACAAGCAUGAGGGAGGACAGGAGUUUGGGUAAAGGAAUGGACCCAGGGUGGCCUGGCAAAUGUAUACACUUCAAAUAAUUGGUGUUUGCAGUCACUUUCAAUGACUGCUCUCAAUUUAGCCGAACUCAUGGCGUAGACACAUCAGACGUCUGAUGAAAUAAUGAAUAUGCUCUAUUACAUUUAGACAGUUAAAUUAAAUACACGGAAAUGCUUGCCAUACAAUUAUUUAAAGUGUACAUUUCCCUCCCUGUGGGCAGUUUUGCAUGAGGCUUUUGGUACAGUUUGGUACAGCUGCUUAUGUGAUGCUGCUUUUAGCUAAAGAUCUUCAGUUACAGCUUGGUGAUUGUAUGUUUUUAAAGCGGAAUGAAGAACUGCUUUUGUAUCAGACGUCAGCCAUUUUUACAAAGAUGUAAAACCUCUUGUUUCCUCUGCAUUAUAUUAGAAGUAAGGUGUUCAUUUCUCAUUGUACACAAGGAUGGAUUGCUACAUGGGCCUACCAGGCCCAACAGGCCAGUCAUGGGGGCCCUGAAGGCCACACUUCUAUAUAUCCUUUUUCAAUUUGCAUUAAAAUAACAUUUUUAACAACCCUUUUAAAAUCUUCUAAAUUUCUCGGCGGACAUACCCCAAACAACCUAACAUCUAUAACAUCUGGCCUAAAACCCUGAAUCUUUUUCUGGAGUAGCAACACCCAUGGAGAGGGCCCUUAUCUGGCCCAGGGGCCCAUGGAAUCACAAUCCGUCCCUGGUUCAUCGCUUCUUAAAUCCUUACAUAUCACACAUCCCUUCCUAGUACGUCUUAAUAUGUUUUAUAACUUUGAUGAUGAGCUCUGGUUUUUUUCACUUUCAGAUGAUGAGCUCUAUUUUUCCACUUUUAGAUACCCAUUGUGAGGACAUCGAAUAGUAGGCCUAUACAACUUAAAUAAUAAUGCCAAAACAACUAGAUCAUUGAGGUAGAUGUUGUGUGUGCUGCUGACCCACACACCGCCUUACUACCUGCAGCACCUGUGGAUGGAUAAUAAGUAGGCCUUUAUAAAGUAAAGUAAAACCUUAAAUUAUUAUAUAUCAUAAUGAUAAUAGGUAGUAGUUUUGAAAUGGCUGUUGGUCUGUGACAUCGGAGUGUAUCAAAUGGAUCAAAUUGUACCAAAUCAUUGUUUUAAGCUAUUUAACCCAGAGUCAGAUCAUAGUUUAUGAGUCAAGACUUGAAUAGAACCAUUUUUGUGAGGUAAAUUACUCCCACCCCUCAUAGUAGGACAUUCUAGUCCUCAAUAAUAGGAAUAUGGGUAUGGACAACAGGAUGAUAUUAUAAUGGAAAGUAGGAUAUUCUAGUUCCCAGGUUAAUGAGUUAGGACAUUAUGGACAAUCCGUACAGAAACACGUUCCGUUUUUUUGCUUUGGAUUCAUGUUGUCAGAUGGAUUGAAUGUUAGAAUCUCUUGGUAAAUUGUGACCAAAUAACUCAUUUGAAAUGAUCAAAAUAUCAAAACAUGCUUUUUUAAUAAAUGAAACAAAAUUGAAAACUGACCGUGAAGACUAGAAUUUAUAGAUGUGUUAGUAUUUAUGCAAUUUUGUAUUGGGGUGUAAUUGUAGAAUAUCACGUCAGUAAAAGCAAUGCAAUAUAACAGUAUGGAACUGUAUGUGGAUAUGCUAUAAUGUUUUGACAUCAAGUGCUCACGUCAAUCCCAAGGUGUUUUAUGCUUGCUGUGAGGGUUGAGAAUGAUGGUGCGUUCCAAUAUCCAUACUUGCGCACAGUCCGCAUUGUGUUUGGGUAGGGCACGUGUUCCAUUUCUAAUCACGGCAAAAUCAAGUGUACUGCAAGUACCCAGAUGAAGCCUUCAAAAUGGCCAUUUUAAGUGUGAAGUGAAGUACACUUUUUUCAGACUCAACGGCCACCAUGUUUGUUACAUAGUUGACUGUAAGAUCUGUCAAACUGGUGAUUCUCCGUAAUAACAGCACAGUUUUGAUUCAAAUGGCAGUCGCCAUGUGUAAGAGUGAGGGUGAACCAACGAAAAUGGUCAACACAAGGAACAGUGUUUUCCGUGAUGAAUUGUAUUUUGUCGUUUGGUAGUCUGACACACGGCAACCAUCAUUUCCGUUAAGUGUCACAGACAGAAGGUGAUUUGGAACAUCACCUUAACAUUUUACCUACUCUGAGGGUGGAAAGUGCACUCAACCUUAGUACACAGUGCACAGCGCACAGUGCGGAGUUUGGAACACACCAUGUAACUCUGCCUGGUAACCAGUAUGGGCUGCUGUCCACUAGAAAAUAUGAGUUAUUGUGGUGUUGAAACGUACUUAUUAAAAUAUAAUGCUUUUU